This is a messenger RNA of Enhydra lutris kenyoni (northern sea otter), 2636 nucleotides long. Its product is annotated as family with sequence similarity 13 member C. The transcript has 14 exons. Bases 231 to 1976 code for a protein of 581 amino acids. The record is from RefSeq and is a predicted model, not a curated record. NCBI's taxonomy places the organism in Eukaryota, Metazoa, Chordata, Mammalia, Carnivora, Mustelidae.
CGCCCCGCCCAGCUCUGUCCCCGCAGCCUCGCGGCUGCCGGGCUUUGUGGUUCGCCCGUGCGGCUGGGCCCCAGCUGGGGGUGUCGUUACGAGCAUGUGCAGACAGCAGCCCAAGGUAGAGCGAGCGUGCCGGGCGAGCCCUGAGACUUGCCUUGCAAUGCCAUGUUUGUGUGUAUGCUCUAACUCCGGGAGAGCAAUCAGGGAGACGGCUCCCCGGCCGGACUUGGCUGAUGUUUUCUUGUUUCUGUUUCAGCCUUCAGGAUAAUUCCUUCAGCAGCACCGCUGUAACAGAGUGUGACGAAGACACAGCCUCCCUACAUGAAGACCAGACUGAUUGCUCCUAUAUCAGAGAUGAAGACAAUAAAGAAAACUACCCCGACGCCAGGGCGCUCCUAGAGGAGCCCGCGCCACCGUCGCCGCCACAGCAUGUAGAGCAGCCCGUGCAGGUGGACGGCGUGCUGCGACCCAGCAUGGGCAACUUCAAGUCCCGGAAGCCCAAGACGCUGCUCAAGGCGGAGAGCGGGAGGAGCCACGGAGAAAGUCAGGAGACAGAGCACGUGGUACCCAGCCAGCCAGAGUGUCAGGGGAGAACAGGAACGCCAGCUCACGAGAGUCCGCAAAACCACUCCUUCAGGUGCCAAGAAACAGUACGAGUUCAACAAAGAAUCGACCAGAGGGCUGCCAUUUGGUCAAAGGAUGCUUUUGAGACUCAUCAAGACUUAAAUGAAGAAGAAGCUGCUCAGGUGCACGGACUCAAGGACCCAACCCCAGUGUCGACCCAGAGUGCGCCUGUGGAAGGCGCAGAUGCUGCAGAUCCUGCACCAGUCCACAAAGAUGGGCAGAAUGAAGCAGACAGUACACCAGAAGACCUCCAGUCUGUUGGGACUAGCAGGCUGCUCUGUCACAUCACUGAUGGUGACAACCCACUGUUGUCACCACGAUGCUCUAUCUUCAGCCAAAGCCAGAGAUUCAACUUAGACCCUGAAUCAGCACCUUCUCCACCCAGCACUCAGCAGUUUAUGAUGCCCCGGAGUUCUUCAAGGAGCAGCUGUGGUGAUGGCAAGGAGCCACAGACCAUUACCCAGCUCACCAAGCACAUCCAGAGCCUCAAGCGAAAAAUUCGGAAAUUCGAAGAAAAAUUUGAACAAGAAAAGAAAUACCGGCCUUCACAUGGUGACAAGACUUCUAAUCCUGAAGUCCUGAAAUGGAUGAAUGAUCUAGCUAAAGGUCGAAAACAACUCAAAGAACUAAAGCUGAAGCUCUCAGAAGAACAAGGGGUUGCUCCCAAAGGCCCACCUAGAAACCUGUCCUGUGAGCAACCUGCAGUCCCCAGAGAGAAUGGGAAGCCAGAAGCUGUGGGUCCUGAGCCAUGCUCCUCUGGAGAGGAGACUCCAGAUGCUGUGCUGACAUGCCUGAAGGAGAAGAGAGAGCAGCUCCCUGCUCAGGAGGAUUCUAAGGUAGCUAAGCAAGACAAGAACCUCAUAAAACCUCUUUAUGACCGAUACAGGAUUAUCAAGCAAAUCUUGUCAACACCUUCCCUUAUUCCAACAAUUCAGGAGGAAGAAGACUCUGAUGAAGACUGUCCACAGGGAAGCCAACAACCUUCUUUGCCAGCUCCAGUGUCUCACCUUCCUGUUGGUGACCACCUCACCUUCUCUGAGACUGAGCCUGUUACGAUCCUGCUUCCAGAUGAAAAAAAAGAAAUCAAACCACCAGCCCUAUCCAUGUCCAAUUUACAUGAGGCCACUAUGCCUGUACUUCUUGACCAUCUCCGAGAAACUAGGGCUGACAAGAAGAGACUUCGGAAAGCCUUAAGAGACUUUGAAGAACAGUUUUUUAAACAAACGGGAAGAAGUCCACAAAAGGAAGAUAGGAUACCAAUGGCAGAUGAGUACUAUGAAUACAAGCACAUAAAAGCCAAACUGAGACUAUUGGAAGUCCUCAUCAGCAAGCAAGAUAUGGCCAAAACAAUCUGAGGUUCAGGAAAUGUUUGUGCUCACUUUCAACCAAGAUAAGGUCAAGUUUAUUUUUCUCUGCCAUUCUUGCUAAGUAGUUUUGAUAUACUGAAAAUUGAAGCACUUUAGUGGUAGUAUUAGUUAUUUUUAGGAAGAGAUGGUAAGUGUAACUAUCAAUGAGGAAGGAGGAUUUAAAUGGGGGGAAAUAUAGCAACUAACAGUAUAAUCGGAAAAAAAUUUCAGUCUCCUCCAUGCUGAGCAGAAAAUGCACAGUCAGUAUAAUUAUUUCAAAAAGCAUCUUAAUUUUUUUUUAAUCAAAUCUAAGUAAUACUUGUCCAAUGGGCCACUUAUUAGGGAAAGUCUAUUUAGUGUCCAGUGUUUGGAAAAGAGCAUGAUUUUUAAAAAAUCAGUAAGAGGAGAAGAAACUCUUCUUUUUUAUGUAGGAAGGAAUACAGCUAGUAAGAAUGUAAUUUAUUCAAAACUUCUAAUAGAUUUUUAAAUGAUAAAAAAAUCUACCUUGCCCUUAAGUCCACUAGGCUAUUCAGUAAAGCAUACUAGAAUGUGUCACUGCUAAUUUUUUAUUUCUAUAUAAAAAUAGCACAUUAUUUUAUCUGUUAUUUGAAACUUUACAUUUCUGGUUACCAAAGUUCAUUCUGAUAGCAUGUACUUUGUGAAUUAUCU